Pelobates cultripes (western spadefoot toad) is the source of this 6868-nucleotide messenger RNA. Lineage: Eukaryota; Metazoa; Chordata; Amphibia; Anura; Pelobatidae. The record is from the annotation of a GenBank genome assembly.
GACAGAAACAGGAAGCGAGUGCACAUUCGGUUCGAUGCGGUCCAGCUGGGGGUGCAGUGCAGUGGCCGGGCUCUUGGGGGCACUGUCAGCAUGUUUGGCCAAACUUGCCCUAGGGGCAGAUUAUCUGCGGGAUAUAUGUGAAUCUGCAGCAGGGGGGGCAGGAGGAAUCUGUGACUGGGUAUGUUACUGUUAAUGGGACUCUGAUGAUUUUGCUGCUGUGACCUGAUGGAGUGGUUACUGUAUAGGUAUUGUGUAUUUUGAUGUGAUCAUACAGUCUUUGCCUGUUUGUUUUAAGUGAAUGAUUUACCUUGUGCAGUGGUCAGUAAGGUCAGAAUAAAAAUAAAAUACACACACUAUUGAUUUAUAUAAAUCAAGAGUUAAUCUCUUGUGCGCUGCCUCCCUUCUUUCUAUCUCGUGUGAAUGACAACCUAGGCAAUGGUUCAGAAUCUGUCUUAUGUGGAAAGAUCCCCUGGUGGCAUGGAUAGUAAUAAAGCGUUUUGAGUGGUCUAAAAAUCUAUAAAGGCACCAUGUCUGGUGAUAGUUGGCAUAGAGGGUAUUAACAUUAUUGUAAACAUUUACUGACUGUUUCAAAUUUAUAGACUUCUGAGUGCAUUAUCAAAAUAAAGCAUUUAAACACUGAAACUAGAAAUCUUCUCGGAUCCUACCUGUCUGCCCUCUGUUUUCCAGUUUUGGGCAUUGGCUGACUGUUCCAAUGCCUCCCUGGGCAGGUCCAUCAUGUACACUAUGAGACUUACCCGCUUGUGGUUAUGGCUAUCCUGGUUCAUAUAGCCCCUAGUAAUUUAAUUUGGUUUAGCAAUGUCUCGCAUAUACCUGCCUCCUAUGUUUUCUGGGCAUACAAUUUUUUAAGGGGUUUGUUACUCAAUGGUUUGUUCACACACAUAGCUGAGUGCAGCCACACUCUACUAAUUCAAUUAUUAUGAUUAUUAUUUAUAUAGUACCAGCAAAUAACACAGCGCUGUACAAUGGGUGGACUAACAGACACUUAAUUGUAACCAGACAAAUGGACGCACAGGAACAGAGGGGUUGAGGGCCCUGCUCAAUGAGCUUACAUGCUAGAGGGAGUGGGUUAUAGUGACACAAAGGGUAUAAGUAGGGGGUGCUACCUCAGCAUAAGGCUUGCUAGCUGUGAGUUCAGGGAUAAAUCUUUAAAUUUGUUUGCUGGAGCUCAGACUGUUCCUGCUGACAUGAUAACUCCUGGUAGCUUAGACAUGCCUGACAGCUUGCAUUAGACACCUACUAAGCUUGCCUACACCAAAAGAUAGCCAUGCAUGACAUUAUCCUGUACCUAGCCCGAGCUCCACUGUAUUUUUCUCAUACAAAACAAGCUUAAUUCACAUGCCUCCUUAAUCAGACAUGUAUGUUUAGUAUGUUCUUCUCCCUGUUAAGCCUGAUUCUAAUAUAAUAUAAAAUUGUGCACGUUUGCUCUAACAUCCCACUUGUAAAGCAUGAUAUGACGCUUGAGGGUUGCCGUCGGGGUACCUCAGGCUUGUAUGUACCAAUCUUAUGCACAGCAAAAAUAUAGCUUUUUUUUUUUUAAUUAAAAAAAACUAGACAUUUACAGCGACACUGUUUCUUCUAGAAUUUGUGUACAACCAAAUAUCUAACAAAAAAUUAGCUGUUACAAUCUUGUUCCAACAGCUACUCGCCCUAUAAGCACAAAAUGUUUGACGAUGUCUCCUGUGAUACUGCUUGUUAAUUUCAUUGUAUUGCGCACAAUGUAUUACUUGACAUGUUGGUACAAGAUGAAAAAUAAAGAAUGCCAACAACAACAAAAAAGUUGGCUAUUAGUUGUCCUAAACUUAAAAAAAAAUAGACUACCAGUGUUUUUUACUAGACCGAGAGUUGAAAAUUGCAAAACUGGAAAAAUUCUCUAAGCCAGCUAUGCUUCCUGUUUGACUACUUUGGCCUUAAAUUCAAAGUGCAACACAGGCUCAUUUAGAGUGACAAAUACGCUGACUUGAGUUACGCCAACCAAAAAACUGUUUGGAUUUUUUUUUUGUAAACCUUUUUGUGGUGGUUCUCCCGCCAACCAGGCUUCUGGAAUAAAAGGGAAUCAUGACAUGUCACACAUGUCAUGUGUCCUUAAGGGGUUAAACUUAUCUUUCUUCCAUUGCCAAGUCCAAGUUCUUUCCUCAGCCCGAUCCUUCUUGGCUAACAUAACUUCCCCUUGGUGGAGGGCCCAAAGAGGCCAUUAGUAAUGUGGCACCAGCAUGCUGUGCGUGCUGGCGUCAGACACAAAUUUUGCGCAGAAUUGAUAUUGGCCUGCUCUUGUGGCUAAUGACUCCAAAUGACACAGCCGGAGGAGUUAAUCUCCAUAUCUACAGCGUUUCAAAGUGAAACUCUUCCCAUAUAGACACCAAGCACCAUAAUCACUUCAAGGUGCUUAUGUGGUAUAACUUUUAGAUCUCAAGCAGACUCCACAAAUAUGGAACCUCUCAUUCAGAUCUGUGGGAUCUGAUAUUUAUUUUUCCAUGUAUAAAAUGAAAGAUAUUGAUAACAGUGUAACUAUGUUGCAAGACUAUUGAAUUAAUUGUAUAUUCCUUGUGUUGCAGGUCCACCUGCUACUUCGUGUUAGCUGCAUCUGUCUAGUAUUUGCUUGCAAUGGCAUGAUGUGGACAUUCUUUGCCAAAGGAUUGAGACUCUCCUCCUCUUCAGCUACUGCAACUGUAACAACAACUGCCUCAAACUUUGUGACUUCUGUAAGUAGCUCACUUUUAGUUUGGUCUUUAAAGGGACUCUGUCAAGCUUAACCUGCAAGUCCUGUGCGCAUGAAUUAGAUAUUACGAUAGCAAAGCAUUCUGGGGCAAUUUUUAGGUGGAUGCUAGGUAAAAAGCAUGUAUGGCCAUUGUCUGUCAGCAGAAAUAGAACUAGAUAUGACAUAAAUACUCUAAUAGAAAAAUUGUAUAUAUGUUGAUUAAAAUCAUCUGAGCACCUAUGUAUAAAACACACUAUAGGCAACUACAUCAUUAGCAUCACAAAAGUAAUAUUUUUUAAAAAUAAUGAUUCAAUGCUUAAAAGUGUUACAGCUUAACUACCCUUGCUUUGUGUCAACAUUUCCUUUUUUGACAUCUCAGAUUAAAAGCACAUGGUAAUGAUAAUGAGCACUAGUUGUUUUUGACUACUGUGCCUUUAAAGGGAUACUAUAAGUGCCAGGAAUACUAUCACUAUCCCUUUAUUUACUUACCUGAUCCCAGCGCUGAUAUCAAUCGACACUGGGUCAAAGCUGCUCGCGUAUUAGACCUCCCCAUAGGAAACCAUUGAAUUAAUGCUCUUCUAUGGGGAAAAUCUGACACUGGAGGUCCUCAUGCAGAUCUGGAAGACAGCCACUUGAGGCUGACUUACUGCUACAAUGUAAACAUUGCAGUUUUUCUGGGACUUCAAUGUUUAACAUUGCAGCACUAAGGGCAAUAGGGACACAUUGGUCUGUGUGCCUACAGUAUCCCUUUAAUUAUCUAAUACAGUAGACAGUGAACUCAUAUCACAACAUACAUAUGAUGUGCUGAAUAACUUAUUUUGUAAACUAUUCCCAUAUUUUAAAAAAUGCCUCAAACACAUUAACCACUUUGGUCGGCCCAGUCCCUUCUGGUGUGCCUGUGUCGGUUCAUUUUCACUGAAAAGGUCAUUGUGUGGGUUUCAGUGAUUCAUAAUAUGUUAGUGAAUCUUUUCUUCUAUAGUAAGUCAGUCUGUCAUCAGUCUCAGAUGACCAGGGCUUGACCAGGUUAACAAGAUUUUGUUAAAACACCACCAUUGUUGGGGACGUGGUUUGGCUAAACACCAAGAUGGCCUUUUGAUCCACUCCAUGAAAGAAGAUCCCCAAGCAGAUCUGAAGUCUGGGCUUGAGGGUCUGGCUGCAUAAAUCGAGAGCCUGGUAAUGGACUAUAUCUUCUAUACCGCUCCAAUGACAUGUUCUCCAGACUUGACUAGAUUUUUUUGUACGCAAGACUUAAUGUUUAAGAUGGACCACACUUACAUCCGUGCCAUCAAAUGGUCCGACUACCUGAUGAUGGAGAUGUCAGGUUUGGCCUACUGUUUUAGAAACAGUACCUGGAGACUAAUGACUCCCUCCUCUGCACUGACCGUCUUUUCUGAUUACGCUCCUACUUGUCAACCAAUUAGAUGAUGAUGUGGGGUGCCCUUAAAGCAGUAUUGCUGGGUCACCUCAUUGCUAUUGUGACUAGGAAAAAGUCAGCACAACCAAUUUAGAGCAUGACCUGACUGCAAGAUUGCGUUCCUUGGAAAGGACUCCCAAACAAAUUAUACUGUGGAAUUGCUCUAUGUGGUUGACAUGAGGGAUCAACUGAACCUUUUGCUGUCUCUGCGGGUCCUUCAGGCAGCACAAUGGACCAACCAAAAAUGUUUCCACUUUAUAUGAGGACUUUGAUAAGGCCUCUGUGGGUGGGCCAUGCCUGGCCCUGGCCUACCUGCUUAUUGGGACUCCGACAACAUCAUAUGCAGUGUGCUGUGCCUUUAAUCUCUGAUGAGGACCUAAAAGCACUUAACCAGUAGAUCCUCCUGGAGGAGGCCCCAGGGCUUGAUGACUUCUCUGUUUUACACUAUUAGAAGUUCAAAGAGAUAUUUCUACUAUAUCUCACCUCCCUAUACAACAGUUUCCUCCAGGGUCAGUAAAAUAACUUUUAAAGUGAUGUUAGAAACACUUAUACUUGUGCUCUCUAAAGAAGAAAAAGAUUAUGUGCUGUGUCAAAACUACUGCCCCAUAUGCCUUAUUCUUAUACAUAUCAAGAUGUUAGGACGGUGUAUAUGGUCCAUUCAGUCAUGGCCUCAGGCUCACCCACUUUUUGCUUUCUCUGGAUGCUGUGAAGACUUUUGAGAUCUGGAAGACAGCCACUAGAUGCUGACAGACCACAAUAAUUGCUCUUUCCAGUCCCUGCAUUCAGUAAAUCAGAAUAUCACGAUUCUAGAUUGUGUAAUAUUGUGCAAUCAUUUGAGAACACAAUUUGUGAACACUAAAUUACCUGACUUUCCUUAUCUCUCUUGUGAUAGACUGUAACACUUGGGCUCACACACAAUGGAGUUUGCUUGGUUAACUUAAACAAUGUAAUUCAAAGUAAUAGUAACAUACAAUUAUAUGCUCACUAGUUACAAUUCAACUUUCUGAAUAUGUUGGCUAUAAAAGUGUAGCUUGGCAGCAAAGUAAAGGUUUAGGUUUGAUGAGUAGGAAACAAAGAUUAGACAAGAGAAUUGAAUGUCACAAGGGGCAGACUAGCUAAGGAGUGCAGGAUUAGCAAAGAGCUGUGGAGUCCAUAAAGGGCUUUGGUAAGAGUCUUAGAACAAUGGAAACAUAAAUUAGGUAAUGGUGACAUUUACUGUGAGUUGAGUGCUUGAGACAAAGUCCGUAUGGCUGAGAAUUGAGGAUUAUCCAAGAACGUGGUCGUGACUUAUAAACUGAGGUCUAUUACUGGUAUUGCAGGAGGACACAAGGAUGAUACCGGAGAAUAGUCAGAUAGUGGGAGCUUGGGUAAGAAGCCAGUGAAGGAGAGAUACAAGGUUGGUCCGUAUGCAUAGUCAGGAACAAGAGCCAUGGUCUGAAGCCACGAUGAAAAUGAGUGACCAGACAGGUUACUUUUGGUCCCACAUGAUCUGUGUGACACACGGCACGGCAGGCCAGGGGACUCAAUAAUCAAUUAAUGAGCAAUAUUUAAAUAGGCAGUCGUCAUUGCAACAACCUGAGACAAUAAAAGCGACGCUCCAGACCCCUAAAGCACAUCAGCUUGCUGAAGUGCUUUAGGUGUGAAGAGUGUUUCCACUUUCUUUUCUUUAAAAAAAAAAAAAGUGUACAUUUAAAUAUAAAUUGAUCAACCUUGUCACACGACCCUGGCUAUUAAUCAGACAACUGGUCCUUUUACUCAAUAGAGCUAAACUCAAGAGGCAGGCAAUUGCUCAGAGCACCUGCUUUGCAGAGACUAAUCACUGAGCUGCAUUGGAAUGUUUGUGAUUUGACAGCCACAAAAAGUCUGGAUGGGGUUAGAACAGGAGGGCUUGCAGAGGCUUCAGACAAAAAGUCUACAGCUUUUUAAAGCUGUUUUUAGAUAUAACUACAAUAAUUAAAUACAUACAUAUUUACAUUUGGGAUAUAUCUAUUAAAAAGUAAUUUAUAUAUUUGAGCACUGGAUGUCCCUCUAAGCAUUUAAUAAUUACAUCACGGAUCCAGAACUAUGAGGCUAAGUUAACCCUUACUUGUGGGACAUUCUGACACCGUGCAGCUUAGGAAUCCUAAUGGCUAUUUAGGCCCAAAUACUCUCAUUUAAAAAAAAACAAACUACUUUUUUUUAAAUCUUCAAUUCUGCUAUUUUGGCCUAAAGAAAAAAUGUGUAAUUUUUCACAACUUCCAGCUUAUUGAAAAUAAGUCCGCUUGAGUUAGAUAACAUGUAGACCAACUAGCAAUAGCUAAAGGUAUUGUUGCUUAAUUAUUUUUAUUUUAUUUUUUAGCUAUUUUCCAGAUAUGAUACUUUAUUUUUGUUUGGUUUUACUGGUUAUGUUCUUUUGCUUAUAUGUAGGCUUUUCUGGGAAAGGUGCUGUUUGGAGAAUCUCGCGCACUGCUCUGGUGGGUGGGAAUUUCAAUCACACUCUGCGGACUCCUGUUGCUUCAUAAGGAAUCCCCUCCCUUGGAAGGAACAAGAGAAUCUAAAAAGGAGAACUAAAGAACUCUGACAAGGAAAACAUGCAAGCAUGUGAAUAUAUUUAAUAAAAAGAUGUUAAAUAAACUUUUAUACUAAAUAACUUUUAUAAAACUGUUAGUGCGUUUAAUUUAACUGAUCUAAAUGUGUAAGAAAUCUUACAGUGUCCAAAAAGAAAAUCAAAUGUGUUUAAGGUUUGUAAGUUACAAUGG